GGGAGGGACAGACACACCGCAUCCCGGUGCCCCCGCGGCACCCUCCGCCCGAGGAAGGAGUGCCAGACGCGGCCGGCCCUGCUGCCGUUCCGCCCCGCUCCGGGCGCGGGGAGUCGGUCCCGCCAGUCCCUUCCCGCGCCGCGGGGCCGCCGCUCCCCGCCGAGGUGGAGCAGCGGGGUCGCCGCGCCCCUCCCGCGGCGGGUCGUGUGUCCUCCCGGCCGUGGCCGCUGUCGGUGCCGCCGGAGCCGCGGCCGGGCCGGGCCCCCCGGAGAGCUCUCCCCGGCCGCCGGAGCCGCUCGGCGCGAACAAAGGCGGCGGGCGGGCGCGGCCCGCUGGGGCAGCGCAGCCCGCGGGUUGGGAGCUCUCCUGUUGCGCCGGGACUGGAACAAACCCCGGAGAGCGCUGACAGUGGCCGGGCCGGGGCCCGUCCUCUGCUCGCGUCCCCCCGGGAGGAGUUUUUGGGGCUUUCCGCGCCAACAGGUGCGCGGUGACUUCUGUCGUUCCUCCAGCCCAGGGAAGGUGCCUGCGCGCCGUGCCUUCGGUGUGCCCGGGCAGCUCCGGCAGGCAGCGCUGGAAGUGUUUGUUACGGAAAGUCAGAACUGUCUUAUAGGAAGUGGGAAAGAAACCCCAAACCAACCCCACAACCAAAACCAGCAACGAAACUCGAAUAUUGUCGACUGUAGUGACCAAAAUCGAGUGUCAAAAGUUUAUCUUGGUUUAAAUCCUGUUGAUAAAUCUGAAUUUAUUGGUAAGAUGCUCUUCCUGCGGUAAGGUUUUUGGAUCUAUUCUUUACUGAAGUAUCUGAGAGAACUGUAAACCGAAGUCUUCCAGCCCUGUUUCUUAAUCUCCUGGGGAAGUGAAAUGACUUCACAAAGAGUUUUUGUUCUCUCCUGUUUCUUACAUGGAUUUAAAAAAAAAUGUAGUACAGCUGUGAAAAUAAAAAGUAAAUCUUGAAAACUAUCUUACUAUUUUGUGGAUAGGGAAGAAGUGGGAGGAGAUGCAACUAAAUACCGAGGGAGUGGCAUAUCCGAAAAGUGGAUGUUCAGGAUAACAUGUCCAAUGUCUCGGAAGAGAGAAGCACUAGACAACAGGACAUUAAGAAAGGACUCCAAUUUAUAGAAUCCACUUUGCCCUAUCCAGGGACGCAGGAACAAUAUGAGUUAUUUAUACGAGAUCUUGUUAGGAAUCUUUUUCAUGAAGGAAAUGAUGUAUAUCGAGAAGGUGAUUGGAGAGGAUCACUGAGUCAUUAUACAGAAGCUAUAAACAUAGCUGAUUAUGCUAAUUCAGAAGAAAUCCAUGUUUCUGAUGAUGUUUUAGAGAAGCUGCACGUGAACAGGAUUGCGUGUUUUUCAAAUAUGGGUAUGCAUGAAAAAGUUCUAGAGGACUGUGAGAUAGCAUUAAGAUUGAAUGAAAACAAUUUCAGAGCUCUCUAUCGCAAAGCAAAAGCUUUGAAUGAAAUGGGAAGCUAUAAGAAGGCUUAUGAUGCUGUAGCAAAAUGUUCUCUUGCUGUGCCACAGGAUGAAAGUGUGAUUAAGCUUACCCAAGAACUAGCUCAAAAACUAGGGUUAAAAAUAAGGAAAGCAUAUGUUAGAGCAAAGCCACCCUCGUCAAAUUCAGUUUGUAGUGAUGUGUCAACUCAGAAUUCUUCUGUAGAAGAUAUUGAGUUAGAUUUAUCUGACCAGAAACAAGAGAUGGUUUCUGCUGCUUCUUCAUCAAACUUUGUUUCUGAAGUGUCUAAAGUGUCACCAGUACCUGUACCACCUUUACGUACUGUUAUGCCUCUUCAGAUGGAAAAGGUUCCUUUGCCUUCUACAGUGUUGGCAAAUGGAGGGAAUGUUUCUUUCUCUAUGCCAGAAGCAUGUUUAGAUUGUGGAGAUGGAGAUAUAAUUAUUGGAGAAGAACUUGAUGAGUUACUUGAUUCUGUGCCUGAUCCAGAGGAAACUGUAAUGCAAACUACAGGAGCCAGAGGACCCAUUCCUGCAGGGAGUGUAGCUCCUAGUGUACCUUUCUCUGCCUCUUUGUUGGGGACGCUGCCAGUUACUGCAGGAUUUGUUCCUCCAGCUUCCCUUUCAGAAAUCUUUUCACAGCCUUUGGCUUCUUCACUGGAAAACUUCUGUUCACCAUUAAGCACUUUUUCAAUCAGUGACCCAAAAGGAGACAUCUCAAGUUCAGCUUCUAGAGAUGGAACACCAACACUUAACAGCAAUAAUUCCCCAUUGUUUAUAAAUGGUCCUAGUAGUUUGUUUGGGUCCGAAAAUUACAUGGGAAUUGCAGGCCAAACUAGAAAUGACUUUUCCAAUGUUUUUAGCAGUACAACUGCUAAUAUACCUGUAUCUCCGGCACUGGCGGGAAGGAACCCACUGGAAGGCACACAUGAGCUAAGACAGGCCUGCCAGUUAUGUUUUGUCAAAAAAGGUCCUAAAUUAUUGGAUUACGCUUACCAUCCCAAUUUAGAACAUAAAUGUAAGAAGGAUAUUUUAAUUGGCAGAAUAAAAAACUCUGAAGAUAAAUCAUGGAAAAAAAUACGUCCAAGACCAACAAAGACACAGUAUGUGGGACCAUAUCAUAUAUGUAAAGAUGUGGCUGCUGAGGAGGAAUGCAGGUACCCAGGCCACUGCACGUUUGCCUACUGCCAAGAGGAGAUCGAUGUGUGGACGCUGGAGCGCAAGGGAGCCUUCAGUCGAGAAGCUCUUUUUGGAGGACCUGGGAAGAUCAACUUGACUGUGUCCCAGCUUCUUCAAGAAUACCACGGAUUAUUUAUGUUUCUUUGUGAGAAAUGUUUUGAUCACAAGCCCAGAAUAAUAAGCAAAAGGAACAAGGAUAACUCAUCUUCUUGUUCUCACCCUGCUAUGCAUGACUUUGAAGAUAACAAGUGCCUUGUCCACAUUUUGCGAGAGACUAUGGUGAAGUAUUCCAAAAUCCGUCCUUACCAAGUUCGGUGUCAGCUUGACCUGUGCAGACAUGAGGUGCAUUAUGGCUGCUUACGAGAGGAUAAAUGCUUUUAUGCUCACAGUCUGGUAGAGCUUAAAGUCUGGAUAAUGCAAAAGGAAUCAGGUAUUUCACAUGAUACUAUAGUUCAAGAAUCAAAGAAGUACUGGCAGAACAUGGAAGCUAGUGCACAUGGAUCACAGAUUCCUGGGAACCAAAUGAAAUAUGGAUCGCUUAAUUUGAAGAUGAAGUUUGUGUGUUGGCAGUGCUGGAGAAAUGGUCAAGUUAGUGAGCCAGACAGAAACAAAAAAUACUGUAGUGCAAAGGCAAGACACCCAUGGAGCAAAGAUCGCCAUGUGGUGCUGGUAAUGUCUAAUGAACGUAAGAAGUGGAUGACCAUUCGUCCUCUGCCUGCAAAGAAACAAGUGCCUCUGCAGUUUGAUUUGUGCAAUCAUAUGGCUUCAAAUAAGAAAUGUCAGUAUGAUGGAAACUGCUCAUUUGCUCACAGUCCUGAGGAGAGAGAGAUGUGGACCUAUAUGAAGGAGAACAGCAUUCAAGACUUGGAGCAGUUGUAUGACAUAUGGCUAAAAACUCAAAAACCAGAAAAAGGAGAUGAUACAGCUGCUCAGGCAAACAGAGAAAAUGGGAAGCAAAUUCAUAUGCCAACUGACUAUGCUGAAGUUACAGUGGAUUUUCAUUGUUGGAUGUGUGGGAAGAACUGUAAUAGCGAGAAGCAAUGGCAGGGUCACAUUUCUUCUGAAAAGCAUAAGGAGAAGGUUUUCCACACUGAGGAUGAUCAGAACUGCUGGCAGUAUCGCUUUCCAACUGGAUAUUUUAGCAUUUGUGAUAGAUAUAUGGCUGGUACUUGCACUGAAGGAAACAACUGUAAAUUUGCCCAUGGAAAUGCUGAACUCCGUGAGUGGGAAGAACGAAGACGAGUUUUAAGAAUGAAACUCAGCAAAGCAAGAAAAGACCACUUGAUUGCUCCCAGUGAUAAUGACUUUGGAAAAUAUAGUUUUUUGUUUAAAGAUUUAAACUAAUACUGAGAUGACACAUACAUGUUAUCAGCUGGAAGCAUAAACCAGAAAAUUUGACAAUAAUCAAAAGCAUGUGACAGAAAAGCUGCAGGUUUUCUGCUUUUAUUGGCAUACAUUGUUCCUCCUGAACAGCAAAGUAUGGUAGAUUUAGGGGGAUGGAGCAGACCUGUCUAUGCUCUCAUGAAACAGAGUGGUGAUUAAAAAAAUCUGAAGUAUUAUGUGCUUACUCACCUCCUGUUGGACAGAAAGUUAGGCAAUAGAAGGGGGGAAGAGUGGUUAUAAUAUCUAGGAAGCCCCCUAGUCUCAGACCUUCAGUUGAAAAACUUUAAGGUAUCAAGGUAUUGCAAAAGAGAGUGUUAGUGGGCUAAGAAAAUGAUGGAUGAAAAUUCUUCAGAUCUUUUAAUGGAGAGGAUUUGUUUAAAACAAAGUUUGCUACUUAUCUAUAUGUAGGUUGCUAAAAAUGAUUUUCUUAUUAAAGAUUUUAAACAAAAUAACCAUUUAACUACAAUAUACGUUGAAUGGGUAUUUUUUCUCUAUUUGUAUGUUUCAAUAUAAUUUACUGAAAAAGGAUCUUGAGAGGAAAAAAGUAUUAAUUUUUGAAAAUGAAGUAGUUAAAAUUCUGUUUCUUGGUCUUUGCUGUUUAAAUGAUGAUUUUGAAAGAUUACACUUGUAUGUCAGUAUUGUGUAUUAUUGUAUGGACUAAUGUUACCUGUAAUAAAGAGAACUUUACACAAAGCUGUUUUCUGCAUGUAGCCUCUCAGGAUUGAGAUUUUGUAAAAGCAAUGAUUUGCCAGUUAGCAAAAGCUUGAGCACCUGUAGCUAAACAUUCACUGAGUUGGUAUUUGUGUUGCUAGUGGCUUGUUUGCAGUUCUGUAUUGUCAUUAGCUCAUGGCAUCACUGAAGUAACAGAAAUGGCCAGUAAGUUGUGAUGUAGGCAGGCAGUUUGGAGCUAUGUGGUGCUGGGACACGUUUUCAGCCUUGGACAUGGACAUGAAUCACUGCCUCAGCUGCACGGUGGAUGGUGCUUCCCAUUGCCUUUCCUGCAGAGCACAGGAAAUGGAAAAUAAGUUGCAGGCUGAGGUGACUCCUGACUGCUGAGCCUUUGGGCUUUCCAGUCACUGGAGCUUCUGUUGUGUUUUGGCUUCUCUGCAGAGCCUACUUUCAGCUUUCUUUGUGUUUGCUUAUUUCCUUUUUUUUUUUUUUUCCCCCUCAACUAAGUUUCUUUCAGCCAUUCAUUCAAAAUAAUUAAAACUAGAUUUCUUUUUCUCUCCUUCCUCCUCCAGACUUCCCCCCACCCCUUCCAGGUACUUUUCUCUGGUCCUGGCUGAUCUUACAUAAUUAGAAGAGCUUUAACAAUGACCUCAGUAGUUCAAAUGUAGGCAUUGGGCAUACAUUAGCUAUGUAAAAAGUGUUGAACCAAAGUUCAGUGAUAACCCAUACAGGACAUGGAUACUGUGUCCCUUUCACUUCACAAAAGCACAACAAAUUUGAAACCAACACCUCGUGUGCUUCAGCCAUAGGUUGGGGCUCUUGCGAAGUGACUGCUCCCCCAGGCUGGGCUGCAGUACACCAGAGUAGGACACUAGCUUGGUGCUUGAAAUGCCACCUGCUGCAGUGCUGAUUUUUUACAUUGUAAUAAAGUGAGUGUGAGACAGAGUACUGUGGACACUGUUAUUUGUGUGACAAAACCUGAUUGUAUCGUGUGCCUUUCUGAAUUGUUUUCUCAAUUUUAUGCUUUCGUUGUUUAAUGUAAGUGCUCUGUAAAUCACUGGAAGUAAUUCUAGACAAAACUAAACAUGACAUCCUUGUUCUCUAA
Messenger RNA from Vidua macroura (Pin-tailed whydah), 5781 nucleotides. It is a transcript of the gene ZC3H7A, whose product is annotated as zinc finger CCCH-type containing 7A. The record is from RefSeq and is a predicted model, not a curated record. Gene Ontology annotation, biological process: miRNA processing. Gene Ontology annotation, molecular function: miRNA binding; metal ion binding; protein binding. NCBI's taxonomy places the organism in Eukaryota, Metazoa, Chordata, Aves, Passeriformes, Viduidae. Bases 1053 to 3968 code for a protein of 971 amino acids. The transcript has 23 exons.